AUGAAAGAAAUGGUCGUGAACCAGGAGAAACUGGGCAAACUUCAGGCACAAGUGUGCAUUGGCCGAAAAAGACCUGCUCGCAGAAAGAAGAAGGUAGUUCACAGAAGAGCCACAGGAGAUGCUAAAAACCUGCAGUUCUCCUUAAAGAAGUUAGGAGUGAACAAUAUCUCUGGUAUUGAGGAGGUGAACAUGUUUACAAACCAAGGAACAGUGAUCCGUUUUAACAACCCUAAAGUCCAGGCGUCUCUGGCAGUGAGCACCUUCGCCAUCACAGGCCACGCUGAGACAAAGCAGCUAACAGAAAUGCUUCUCAGCAUCCUAAACCAGCUUGGGGCGGACAGUCUGACUAGUUUAAGGAGACUGGCUGAAGCUCUGCUCAAACAAUCCAUGGAUGGAAAAGCACCACUUGCUACUGGAGAGGAGGAGGAGGAGGAUGAAGUCCCAGAUCUGGUGGAGAAUUUUGAUGAGGCGUCUAAGAACGAGGAAAACUGAACUGAGGUGACUUCUGAAGAAGGUGACGCCUGUAGAAGUUACAGGAGCUGCUGUUUGAUAUCAUGACUGCUUUUUAAAAUGCUUUUGUUUAUGGAUCUGAUAAAAUCUAGAUCGCUAAUAUUUUUAAGCCCGAGCCCCUUGGACACCACAGUUCUUUCAGUUUUUGCUUAAACACAACUCAUUCUUUGCAGCAAAUUAAGCUGAAGAAGACUGGGAAUAAAGUUUGGAAAAGAGUUAAUAAAAUUCUUUGCCUA
Messenger RNA from Onychomys torridus (southern grasshopper mouse), 746 nucleotides. RefSeq names its product transcription factor BTF3-like. Gene Ontology annotation, cellular component: nascent polypeptide-associated complex; cytosol. The coding region runs from base 1 to 492 and encodes 163 amino acids. The record is from RefSeq and is a predicted model, not a curated record. Lineage: Eukaryota; Metazoa; Chordata; Mammalia; Rodentia; Cricetidae. The transcript has a single exon.